AUGAAAUCGACGACUCUAAAGAUUGCACGUGCCCAAGCAAUCCCCAGCAGUAAACUGCCCGAGAACGUAGGGAGACACUCCCGACGAGUGGACACAGCACUCCCAGGGAAACACACGCGACAGCUAUAUGACCGAUUAUCGUGGAAAGAGGCGAGCGUACUGGCCCAGCUCCGCACGGGUAUAAUCAAUGUGCAUAUGGACAAGCAAGAGAGACCGUGGACCACUUUCUGUUUCGAUGCCGGAAGUGGACCGCGCACCGGACGGAAAUACUGUAAUGCACUCACACUCACCGAUGUAACAUGCCCUUCUUCUUGGGAGGGAAGUCACCCUCUGAUGAUCAAAAGUGGAAGCCGAAUUUGGAAGCAGUGCGAGCCUCAAUACGAUUUGCGAUCGCUACGGGCCGACUUGAGGCCACUUGACCUAGCCAACGAACGCGCAUAA
Penicillium cinerascens is the source of this 441-nucleotide messenger RNA. RefSeq lists its product as uncharacterized. The record is from RefSeq and is a predicted model, not a curated record. The coding region runs from base 1 to 441 and encodes 146 amino acids. Lineage: Eukaryota; Fungi; Ascomycota; Eurotiomycetes; Eurotiales; Aspergillaceae. The transcript is spliced from 2 exons.